AUGUAGGAAGUCAAAUCUUUAAAUUAAUAAAAAGAAAAUUAUAGUCUAUCUGACUUUAAUUUCAGAAAUAAAAGAAUGCCUACUAUUUAAGAAUUAUUAACAAGUUCAUUGAAUCCAUUAGAUACUGAAUUAAAUGGCAAAAUUAAGAAAUCUAAAUAAUUAACUAUAGCAGAUGCACUUUCAUCAAGAAUUAAAUUACUUAAAGGUUUUUGGAGUUUAAUUGUAUAAUGUCUAUAGUAACCAUUUAAUACUGAAUCAUAAAAAUAAAUUACAAAUCAUAUUGAAAUUAUUAUAAAAAGAUAGGAUAUUGUUAUUUAAGCAAGAACUAUGAGAAAAGACAUGUCAAAUUAUUAAAGUACAACUAUUCUUAAACAUCUCAAUCUAUGA
Paramecium sonneborni is the source of this 387-nucleotide messenger RNA. NCBI's taxonomy places the organism in Eukaryota, Ciliophora, Oligohymenophorea, Peniculida, Parameciidae. The record is from the annotation of a GenBank genome assembly.